AUGUCCAAGUGCAUCUGGAAUGCGUUCAUUGCGAGGUUUUACGAGCGUUCGGAGCAAAACAGCUUCUACGUUCCAAAGAAGGACGAAACAGCUCCUCACGCACGGAAACAACGAAAUCAGGAGAUGGGGUUUGGACAUGACACAACUCAGGUCAACGGUUGGAACAGAGAUCCUUGGAUUGUGGUCAAAUUGAUACUGGAGAAGAGAACGGAUCGAGAUAAGACAAUAUCACAGCAAGACACCCAGCAGCGGAAUUUUCAAUGGAUCUCUACAGUCGUACAGGAAGAGGCACGGUCUACUGACUCGCAAGCAUAUUGGAAAGCAAUCGAGAAAAUCCUGAUAUCUGACUUCCUAGGUUAUUAA
This is a messenger RNA of Aureobasidium namibiae CBS 147.97, 363 nucleotides long. RefSeq lists its product as uncharacterized. NCBI's taxonomy places the organism in Eukaryota, Fungi, Ascomycota, Dothideomycetes, Dothideales, Saccotheciaceae. Bases 1 to 363 code for a protein of 120 amino acids. The record is from RefSeq and is a predicted model, not a curated record. The transcript has 6 exons.